This is a messenger RNA of Kuraishia capsulata CBS 1993, 1368 nucleotides long. RefSeq lists its product as uncharacterized. The record is from RefSeq and is a predicted model, not a curated record. Gene Ontology annotation, cellular component: membrane. The transcript has a single exon. Gene Ontology annotation, biological process: transmembrane transport. The coding region runs from base 1 to 1368 and encodes 455 amino acids. Gene Ontology annotation, molecular function: transmembrane transporter activity. NCBI's taxonomy places the organism in Eukaryota, Fungi, Ascomycota, Pichiomycetes, Pichiales, Pichiaceae.
AUGAUCUUUGGAAGAUUCGGUGACAUCGUUGGCCAUCAUUAUCAAUAUGUCUGUGGAAUGUUUUUCCUGGGUGUCUUGAUUGUGAUCGCGGCAUCGGUGGAGAAUUUGUAUGCAAUAAUUGUGUUUAGGGCCCUACAGGGCAUUGCUGCAGCAUCUACAGUACCAUCCUCAUAUGCAUUGAUUGGCCAUUCCUUUGAGGGAAAGGCUUUGAAUCUUGCGAUGGGUGUAGUUACUGUUCUCAUGACAGUUUCUGCAGGGAUGGGUUUUGUUUUCGGAGGUGCGUUUGCUCUGAUCCCUAUCGGUUACCGAGGAGUGUUCUAUCUUUUUGGUGGAUUGUCUCUGUUAACUGCCAUUCUGGGUCUCUUCUGUAUCGAUCCUGUGCCAAAAAAUUCCAAAAGAAUUAGAGAUCUAGAUGUUUUUGGUGUUUUUAUGGUAUUAUCAGGAAUUCUGCUAUUCGUAACGGGAGUGACCGAGGGCGGGUUUGGGUGGAGGUCUCCAAGAUCUUAUGUUCCCAUGAUAUUCGGUGUUUUACUCAUAGGCUUCCAUUUUUUGUGGGAGUGGAGACUUGUUUUCAUGAUAAAGUUAUUCAAAAAUACUCAACUUUUGAUCCCACCAUCAGCGUGGGGAAUUCCAAACUUCAUCGUGUUCAACAUAGCUGUUGGACUGGCAUUCAGUGGGAUGGUCACCAUGAUCUUGUGUUCGUUGGAGAUUUACCAGUAUGUGGCACUAAAUUCGCCAGUCAUUGCUGCUGUUAAGACCAUAGUUGGCCCAAUUUCCAUUUUGCUUGCGUCCUUUCCAGUUGGGUACUUUUAUGGGAAAAUUUCCCCAAAGAUCAUGAUCACCAUUGGAGGUCUGAUUCAGUUGGCAGGAGCUAUUCUUCUCACACAAUUGGACUACACUACAAAGAGCUACUGGAAAUAUGGAUUUCCAGGGCUAAUCCUUGCGGGUUUGGGCUGUUCUAUUGCCUUCUACAAUUCCAUGCAAACGCUGGUCGUGACAACCCCUGUAGAGAUCCGAGACCUGGUUCCUGGAAUAGCCAACACCUCGGUGGAACUACUGAUAGCCGCUACAACUGCCAGUCUGGCUUCGAUUAUUGGUCAGGCCAAACUUGCAGUUGACAUUGAGAUCAAAGAUGAGAUGAUCAUGCAGUAUCAUCACGCGUUGUAUUUGCCGCUUGGUCUGGUAGGAGCAAAUGUCAUUCUGUCAAUAUUCAUUCAAAAGAGAUCUAGCAUGGUCUCGUGCAAUAACGAGACACCAAACAAAUCUCUUGAGACGUCUUCGUCGACAUUUCAUGAAACCCCCCAUGAGAAUUACGGUACUGCGCAGGGCUCACUCUCUAGAGUUGACGCCUUGGAGCUCUCAGUCUAA